AUGGUGGACUACUACGAGGUGCUGGGUGUGCCCCGGCAGGCCUCCUCGGAGGCCAUCAAGAAGGCGUACCGCAAGCUGGCGCUCAAGUGGCACCCCGACAAGAACCCGGAGAACAAGGAGGAGGCCGAGAAGAGAUUCAAGCAGGUGGCCCAGGCCUACGAGGUGUUGUCGGACGCCAAGAAACGCGACGUCUACGACCGCUACGGUGAGGCCGGCGUGGACGGCGGCAGCGCGGGCGCAGGCAACUUCGAGGACCCCUUCCAGUUCGUCUUCACUUUCCGCGACCCGGCUGAGGUCUUCAAGGAGUUCUUCAGCGGCCGGGACCCUUUUUCGUUUGACUUCUUCGGAGACCCGCUUGAGAACAUUUUUGGGGGUCGGAGGAGCUCCCGGGGAAGCAGAGGGUCCGCACCCCUUUUCUCUACCUUCAGUGGCUUUCCAGCUUUUGGGGGUGGUUUUUCUUCUUUUGAUACAGGAUUUACUUCCACAGGAUUUACUUCCUUUGGUUCCCUUGAAAAUGGAGGCCUUUCUUCCUUCUCCAUGUCUUGUGGCAGUGGUGGGACAGGAAGCUUCAAGUCCAUGUCAACUUCCACCGAAAUGGUUAAUGGCAAAAAAGUCACCACCAAAAGAAUCAUUGAGAAUGGCCAGGAAAGAGUGGAAGUGGAAGAAGACGGAGAGUUAAAGUCCCUGAUAAUAAAUGGCAGAGAGCAGUUGCUACACAUUGACACCAAGUAA
Messenger RNA from Marmota flaviventris (yellow-bellied marmot), 732 nucleotides. RefSeq names its product dnaJ homolog subfamily B member 3. Lineage: Eukaryota; Metazoa; Chordata; Mammalia; Rodentia; Sciuridae. The record is from RefSeq and is a predicted model, not a curated record. Gene Ontology annotation, molecular function: Hsp70 protein binding.